This is a messenger RNA of Danio rerio (zebrafish), 4735 nucleotides long. The record is from RefSeq and is a predicted model, not a curated record. Lineage: Eukaryota; Metazoa; Chordata; Actinopteri; Cypriniformes; Danionidae.
UGUAUGUGUGUGUAUGUCUAGUGUAAAGUUUAUUUUAUUAAGUGCCCAAAUAGUUCAACCAAUAUGAAAAUUCAGCAAUUGUUUAUUCACCUUUUACCUUUUCAAAAACUUUUUGCAUCGCUUUCUUCUGUUUAACACAAAAUAAGAUAUUUUGAAAAAUGCUGGUAGCUGCAUCUAUUUACUUAUCUGCAUCUUAUUUAAUUGUUUUCCUACUACCGAAGAUGAUGGGUGCCAGCAACCAGUAUUAUUCAAUAUCUUCUAUAGACAAUAGAAAAAAUUAACUCAAAGGUUUCAAACUGAUGAUGUAGAGUAAACGAUGAGGUAUUUUUUUUCUAUCUCGGGUUAGCUGUCCCUUUAAGAUUGAAAAAUUAGGCUGCGCUGAUUUUACCAUAGACAUAUUAUCUUUGAGUAUAGCGCCCUCUAGUGUAAAGAUAAGCUUAUUACAGAAUUGGACAGACUGCCGCUGUCAGAUUGUUUUUCUCAAUAACCCCUGCUGCAGCGUUUCGCAAAAAUACUCAUUUGAAUGCAGUCUGGUAUGUUACAUACUUAAAGAUGCAUAUUAAAUAACGCAUUCUUGGCCAUAGGCAUCACGACAGCACGUUCACUCUCUGUUCAUAUGGACAAAGGGCUGAAUGUGGACGGUAUUUUUAGAGCAGAGUCACACGGAGGCGGAGCGCGGAUGCUUCACGGCCAAAGAUGCGAAUGUCAAACAGCAGGUGGAGACUGACUGCUGAAGGAAAGAAACCAGACGAGAGCCGACACAUACUAUUAAACCUAUUCGAUGGAGAAGAGAGGAAAAUAACAGUGAUGCGCUCUGAAUGAGUGGGCCGGGAGAGCGUGAACCAUGGUGGACCCAUUGGAACCCGAUGACCAGAGUAAAUUCAGGGGGGCCCAGUUUGAAAGCCCAGCUGCUGCCUCUGAAGCACCAUGUCUACCUGAGCCAGGUGAUGAUAAAGAUGUUAGUGUGGAUUCCAGCCCACAGACAUCACCGGGUACUGACCCUGUACAAAGCUCUCAAGAACCAUGCCAGCAGCAAAACAGUCAAUCAGAAGAGGUAAAACUGCAUCUGGACCUUUACAAUUUUGAUUCGCCAGUUGCAGAAGGUAGUCGGUAUGUACUGACAAGCCCUCGCUCUCUCGAGGCAUGUGCACGAUGUGGAGUGAAACCUGUGGAACUUCUGCCACGUCCACUGUCUGAUUUUGCACGAGAAGCACCUGGCCGCAGCAUGCGUGUCGCAACAGGAAUGUUUGAGAUAUAUGAGCGGGAUAGACAUGCUAAACUCCGUCACUGUAGAGAAGAGAGAGAGCGGAUUAUCAGAGAGGAGAAAAGGCGAUUUCUGCAAGCAGCUCUCAACAAUAAUAGUGGUACACUGGCUUCAGAGAAGUCUGAGGACACUGUAAAUGCUGCUUUGUCUCAACAAACCAAUCAUAGUGUAACAAAUCCAGCCCCCAAAAUGGCUCCACCUUGUAGCACCGCAUCCAAAAAACAAUCAACAUCAACUGCUCCUAAAAGCGUGAUAGCAGGAUCCGGACAAGUGACUUCAGUAUCCAUAUCAAGUUCUCCUCCGGCCUCAAAAUCUAGUCCAGUGAACUCUGCUGCUCCUUCCAAAGUAACCUCUGCAAAAAAGUCCAAGUCACUUGAAGUAGAAUCUGGGAGAAAACCUUCAGUAAUCCAACGAUCAAUUCAGUCAGUUCCUGGAGGACAGGGUCAAAAAAAACCUACCACAAAGGCUCCAAAUACUUUCCCCAGAUCAAUACCAAAGCCUUCUUCUUUUCCAAGGACACCAACUUCACUUGCUCCAAUAGUGUCGAAAUCUGCUGUCCAAAGUCCUGCUAAUGGCAUCACGGGUACAUUUGGGCAGCAUAAUGGACAUAUUAUCUCCAAGUCAAAGGUUAGGUGCAGAAGCCAUUCUCUGGAGUCUUUGCAGCGAAGGCGUGACACAUUUAGUUCUUCUACUGCUUCAACCACAAACACAACAACUACCACGUGUACCUCCUCUGAGUCUGCUUCUUCAUCCUAUAGCUGGGAUGGGGCAAGAGAUCACUGGGCUAAAACAUCAAGCCCUCGUGCCCGCACUUUAGCUACAUUUAACUCCCUGAUGGGUCGCAGUUUGAGCUUGGGAGACCUUAGCCAUUCUCCACAGACUACGCAAAAAGUGGAGCGCAUUGUGAAAGAGGUGAGGCGCAGAGGACUUAAAGCUGUUCCUGAACGUGACCGAAAGAUUGCUGCGUUAAUGCUAGCUAGGUACCAAGAGGAGGAUAUAAUGAGCCAGACACGCUAUGUAGCACACCUGCAAUGGGAUAGUGAGCGGCGAGUAGAGGAGCUGAGAAGGGAACGUGAAGAUCGUGAGAAGCAGAGGGCCGUGCAGCAGUGCCAACGUGCAUGGCAAUCACAAGUUUCAACCAGACAGCGCUGGCUUAAUCAGCAGGAGCGUGAGGCUGCUGAUGCGAAACUUCGCCAAGCUGUGGAAAAUGAGGAGCGUUGGAAGGAGUUGGCUGAGCAACAAGAACGCAGCCGCUUGCAGAAACUGCAACAGGCUGCCCGCGAGGAGAAACACAAGAAGGCAUUACAAGAACAGAACCUUAAAGCUCUGGAAGAGGAGCGAGCUGCCAUUCUUGAGCAAGAGAAACUGCUCCUCAAGGAGAAGCUGACAAUUGCUGAGCUGAAGCGACAGGAGCGAGAGCACCAGAUUCAAGAGGAGCGUCGUGGACUCAACCGUGCUGAGAAGAGACGGCAUGCCGCUCUCAUCCAAGAAAUUGCGCGCCGUGAAACAGACGAGCGUGAAGAAGCACGGAGAACAGCGGAUGAGAAGCUAAGCAGGUCUUUGGAGAACUAUGAGCAGAUACAAGAAAAACGAGCGCAAGAGCUGAAGGAGAAAGCUAAACGAGAAGGAAAGCUGAUCCAGAAAGCGAGACGCAGUGCCGAAAUACGUGAGCAACAGCAGAAAGAACAGAUGGAGGCAAAAGCUAGGGAAGCUGAAAGACGAGCACAACAAGCCGCUCAAGUAGCUGAAGAACGGGCUCGGGAGAAGGCCCAACGUGCGGUGCAAAGCAGGCAGGAAAAAGAGCGACUUCAAAGGCUUAACCGCCAACGGGUGGAAGAGGAAGAGAAAAUGCGCCGCUUAGAAUUGUUGCAGUCCAUCGAGCGGAAACUGGAAAAAAGUGAACAGAUUUUCAGAGAAAAGCGUGCAGUGUUGGAAAGUGCCCGAUCAGUGGCACGUGCGUCUUUCCACGUGCGGGAUCGUGUUCGCGAAGAGACGAACAUGCGCACCUUUGACAAGAUGGCCCUGGAGGCUCAGCUACAAGCAAAUUUAGUUGAAAAGUGAGCAUUUCAACUGUGAAGCUUAUUUGCUUUUUCCAUGCACCUCUGUGUAGAAAUAAGCUGUGCUUGAGCCUACAUGCUAGCCCCACCACCAAAUUACAGCAACACUUUUGAUGGUCAUGCCAUCUAAAGAUUCAUUAACUCCUGAUGCUGGAUCAUUUUCAUCAUGCCACCUGAAGAAAUAUUUUUCUGUAUUUAUAUGUUUUAAAUGUUAACCUAAGAACUGUGUGCUUAUGUGUGGAUGAUCAUAUUGAUGUCUGGGCAUGCUUGCUUUUUGAAAACUGGCAGCCAUGCUGCUUUGAGAACCGUAUAUAAAGAGUUCAUUGUUUACAAGGACGUUUGGCACUAUUGCAACGGUGAUGACUGCUUUCUAAGGGUGGCUUUAUUUCUUAGAACAAGAAAGAGAAAAGAGGAGGGGAGGCCUCUCCCGGAGUAAAUCUUUUUAGGGAGAUUCUUGUUUUUGGAAUAUAGGCCACAGGACCAACUCUAAUGAAAUGCUGACCCAGCAUUACAUCAUAGAGUCAGGACAUGACAAAGAAUGAUCUCAGCACAGUGUAACUGCUGAUGAAGCACAAGAGUCUUUGGUCAGCAACAGACCCAGCAGGGCUCAAAUCCAUACUGACAUCCCCUGCAUUCCUCCAGGUUCGGGAGUAGAGAAGAUGAUGUAGACAUCUGCGGCCUGAUUCAGUUCAAAUAACCCUCAAGAGACUGCAAAAGACAUUUCACUUUGAUCAUGGAUCCUCAUUCUCUAUCUCUCUGGCAGUGACUCAGCAAGGCAUGAUGAAAUUGGGAGGUUUAAUAAAGUCUGCAGCCAUUUUAAUUCCAGCACAUCCAGAUGGCACCACAUUCGUGACCCUGGACUACAAAACCAGUCUGUAUGCAAUCUAAAUUUGCCAUAAUUAUGUUGCUAGCACACAUUGUUAUUCUUUAGGUGAACAAUUAACCCAUGCCAGUUAUUCCACUGGAAAAAAAAAAAAAGUUUGUUUUGGUAAUCUUUAAUCAAAGUCUGACCUAAUGAUUUGAUGGCUUAAUUGACACAGCAUUUUUCCCCCCAUAGACUUCCAUUCAAGCUUUUAGGACUCUUGACAGCUUAAUUACAGGUAAAUACAUUACACAUGCCGAUUUGUUCAAAUUAUAAUAUCUGCCAUGACAUGAAGAUGAUUGUAGCUUCCUUAUUUCACCUGUAAAAAAGGAAAAUCUUAUCAAAUUGCUCUAUUUUUGUCUUAGCACCACUCUUUUAUUACUGUAAUGGAAAGCUAGUGUUUCCAUGUAGGCGGCAGAUGCUUCAUUGCUUCCACAAAAGAUUAGUCAUUUAUAAAAGGGGGAUAUGCAGGGUUAUACUUGCUUGACAAACAACAGAAACAACUCUUUUGAACGUUUGUAUUUAAAAGUAAAUAAUAAAUCCUGAACAUUU